This is a messenger RNA of Oncorhynchus keta (chum salmon), 2695 nucleotides long. RefSeq names its product zinc finger protein 394-like. The transcript is spliced from 2 exons. Lineage: Eukaryota; Metazoa; Chordata; Actinopteri; Salmoniformes; Salmonidae. The coding region runs from base 111 to 1220 and encodes 369 amino acids. The record is from RefSeq and is a predicted model, not a curated record.
CACUCCACUCCAGCAGGUGGUGAUAGUGUAAAAAUGUGUUUCGAAAAAGAGCGCGUGGAACGGGAAAAACAACACUUGCUAGCAGCUACUCAGCUAGAUAACAAACAAAAAUGUUGCCUAACAUAAAAUCAUUGAGAAUGUUGCUUAACAGGCGAUUAAAAGCGGCUGUCGACGAGCUAUUCGGGGCAGUUGAAACAACGAUAGCAGAGUACCAGCAAGAAUUAUGCCGUUCAAAAGAGGAGAAAGACCGAACGAUAGCAGAGUACCAGGAAAAAAUGUCCCGUUCGGAAGAAGAGAACGCCCGGCUACAGAGGCUGCUGGAUGUCGUUCUUAAACCAGAAGUAAAGUUACAGAGACUAGAAGACCUCCAGCAGCUCACUCUCUCCAUCUCUGAAGAGGUUUCUCCUGAGCAGCAGGAUUGUAGUCCUGGUCUGGGGCAGGAGGAACCUUCUCAGAUUAAAGUGGAACAGGAGGAGCUAUGGGUCAUCAGUCAGGGACAAGAGCAGCUUCAAGCGAUGGAUUAUGAUACUGAUGAUACUGAUGAUUCUGCUGAUACAGAAGCCUUCAUAUCUACUGCCAGAGUAAAAGGUGACUGUAAUCAGAACCCAAGUCAGUCCUCACAUCUUUACCAAGUUGUAACCCAACGUGAAGAAAACACAGACAGGGAUGAGCUACCUAGCACCACAAUGCAAAUUGAACAGAUUAAAACAGAAAAUGUCAGUAACAGUGACUCUCAGCCCCCAUCUGCAGUCAAUUCAGACUGGUCUGAAACUCAGAUUGAGAGUGUUGAUUGGAUGGAGAGUGAAGGACCUCCACUCAAGUCAAAGAGAACACAGACAGAAGUUGGACCAAGAUUCUGUACUAAAGUCAGAGAAUCCACAGAGUUGUCCCAUUUAAAAUCCCCUAUCCCCGGUAAUGCUGUUCGUCAUUGUAGAAUAUGUGCAAAACCUUUUAUCACCAUGACGUCUCUAGUGAUUCAUGCCCAUAGACAUAGACAACUAUCUCGGUGUGGUAUCUGCGGAAGAACCUUUGAGUCUGUAGAAAGUUUGAAAGAACAUCUACAUUUUCAUGUUGCAAGUACAGGAUCACUUUCUUGUUACAUCUGUGGUAUAUGCUUCACAGAGGAUGAGGAGUUUUUGCUGGAAGAGCAUAUGAGCAAUCACAAACUGUAUCGCUGUCUUGGGUGUAAAGAACGUUUUCGUCGUGAUCAACUUGAUUAAAACACCACAGCAGUUUUUGCUAAAGAAGUGACUCUGGUAAAAUGUUGCCGUUCCAUAUCCUAGUAAAGGAAGCCUGAGUGAGGCCCAAUGCAGUCUGCGUAUCCUGAAAUGUAUUUUUUAAAAUAUCAAAAAAACUAUUGAAUGGAAAGUGUACCUUCUAAUGCAUCGUUACCAUAUGUACUCAAAAAGCUGGUUUCUCAGACAGAGAUUAAGCCUAAUCCUGGACUAAAAAGCACUUUAAAUGGAUAUUACGCUAUUUUAAAAGGAAAGAUUAUAACCACAAAUAGGUGUUGCUCCUGCUACUUUUUCUUAUUGGGGAUGAAUCUGUCUGAGAAACCAUUCCAACAUUUAUCAUGAAGGGCUAGAGAAAAGGUUACUUACUUGAUCACCACACAAACCACAGCUGCCAACACAACCACCAUGAGAACCAGCAGAGCUGCCACCACACUCAGAAUGCUGGUCAGAAGCAGGUCUUAGGAACAGGAACACACACACAGGUUAGUAUUCACUGACAUACCAUUAUCAACCCACUCACUAACAUAAUGUUUCAAAUCUGGAGGCUGAUAACGCUUAUUAUAGAAAACAUUAGGAACACUCCAUGACAGACUAACCAGAUGAAUCCAGGUGACAGCAAUGAUCCCUUAUUGAUGUCACUUGUUAAAUCCACUUCAAUCAGUAGAUGAAGGGGACAAGACAGGUUAAAGAAUGAUUUUUAAACCUUGGGCAAGAACGGUAUGGUAGUAGGUGCCAGGCAUAUUGGUUUGUGUCAAGAACUGCAAUGCUGCUUGGGGUUUUCACGCUCAACAAUUUCCCCUGUUUGUCAAGAAUGGUCCACCACCCAAAGGACAUCCAGCCAACUUGACUCAACCAGGGCCGGUCCUUGCCGUUCUGCCGCCUGUCGUAGAAUUACAACAUGUUAAUCACAUCACUUUAAUAUUAGAAUGUAUCCCUAUAUUAGUACAUUCAGACUGUUAUAUCUAAUAGGCAACAGAAUAGUGUUCUUAGAACAGUGUUCUUAGAGGAGCCUUUGAGAUUUUAACGCUGACAGUAGAUUUACGAUGGCUUGGUAAUAAGACAUUCCAUGAUUAGUGUCUGUGUGCCUGUAUGUCGGUGCCAGGGAGACCCAAUCUCCUUUUUCUCUCCCAUAUGCAGAUGAACACUGAACUUAAAUAAUUUCAGCGAAUGACCUCGUGUCUAUGUUACAUUACUAUUUCUGUAUAAACAAGCAGUAAACGACCUUGAGACAGAAACCUGUUGCGAUGUAACCGUGAUGUUUUUGCAUGAGAGCAAAAUGUACCUUUGUAUAAAUUCAUUCAUCUGUGAUUUGUCAUGAACAUCCAGGAGGAUAGACUUUGCUAUAAAAUGCUGUGGCUUAGUCCCGCUGGUUGAGUUCUCAGGGAUCACCUCCAGGGUGGUUACUGACCAAUUCCAUUACUGCACUAAUUAAAUAAUAAAGUUAAAUUGUUUUGAAGAAA